AUGAGAGCAACAAAAAUCUCUUCGAAAUCCCGUGUGGUUAAGAAGUCUCUCCCGAGUAAAAAUUUAACAAGUCGUAGGACUCUGAAAAGAAGUGAUAAGGUCAAAAAGUACUCUUUAAAAACUCUUAAUGAGUAUUUCGAGCAAAAGUUUAAAGUUUCAAUUGAUUCUGAGCAAAAGAUGACCUCCAAACAGAAGAGAUAUAGGAAUAAGUAUCUUUUCCCUGCUAUCAAAGAUAGUGCACAGAGCUACAACAACACAGAUAUCCUUUUUGAUGAAAAAGACGCAUUAAAUUACCUACAAACACUGUCUAGAACACUCGACAAAUCUGAUGAUUACUACAUGGAGGAAGUCCCAUUCAUCGAGGUCUCAAAGCAAUCAUUAUCCUCUGAGACAAAUAAAGAAGGGAAAGUGAUGAUCAAGAAAAUUUCAAAUUUGUCUACUAUCUCCGAGCCGAACUCUUCCAACGAAGAAUCAAAGGGUCAGGACUCUGAAAAUGAGGAUUAUGUCGACCCAUACGAACAAGAAUAUCUGAAUAGACUCAAGUCAGAAUCCAACUCUCCCUCCAAGAAGCAGCACAUGAAGUGGCUUGGGAAGGCUCUUGACUGAUUCAGGUCUGUAGAAAAUCAUAAGAAAAGCGGGAUGUUAUAUAAGCCCUACAUUCACUCGGAUAUUGAUUCUUUCGAUAGAAAUUUGAAAGUUGAUAUGAGCAUCGCCUAUCCUAUCACUCUGAAGACUGUAGGAGUGAAGCUAUCCUUGAACUUGUAUAACAAGUAUGAAGAAUUCAAACGAGACAUGAUGUGAGUUUUUAAGAACAGCAAUUUGACUUCUCUCAAGACCUUGCUUUAAAC
Molecule: messenger RNA, 848 nt
Organism: Moneuplotes crassus
Lineage: Eukaryota; Ciliophora; Spirotrichea; Euplotida; Euplotidae
Source: the annotation of a GenBank genome assembly